Messenger RNA from Erigeron canadensis, 3562 nucleotides. Its product is annotated as probable LRR receptor-like serine/threonine-protein kinase At1g56130. Gene Ontology annotation, biological process: protein phosphorylation. The transcript is spliced from 25 exons. Lineage: Eukaryota; Viridiplantae; Streptophyta; Magnoliopsida; Asterales; Asteraceae. Gene Ontology annotation, molecular function: protein kinase activity; protein binding; ATP binding. Bases 1 to 3375 code for a protein of 1124 amino acids. The record is from RefSeq and is a predicted model, not a curated record.
AUGCAAAAUUACUGGGCUUCUGUUUACAUGUUGCCUAGCACUGUGAUAAGGGAAUUAGAAGAUUUGUUCAAAAGUUUCUUGUGGAAUUCUGGAGAUUCUGUUAAAGGAAAAGCUAAAGUAGCUUGGAAAGAUAUGAAACAGUGGAAUGAAACUCUUUUAGUGCGACAAUUUUGGAAAAUUUUGGAAGAUAAUGAUUCACUGUGGGCUAAAUGGAUUUGGAAAGGGAUGGUUGAAUUAGCACCACUGUUAAGUGGUAGUUCUAAUAUGCUUGAGUUAGUUGAAAGAAUUGCUGCCAAGAAAACUCAAAAUAAUAUUGCAGUAGUGGUUGGUAAACUUGUCCUAGCUGCUACUGUGUAUUUUGUGUGGCAAGAAAGGAAUUACAGAAUUUUCAAGAAAAAGGAAAGGAAUGAGGAAACUCGUAUCAUAAAUGCUAUGUUUAGUGAAUGGGGGAUAUCACAAAGAUUUACAAAUUUGAGAUGGAACAUAAGUGGAGAACUAUGCAGCGGUGCUGCAGUGGACUCUACCAGCUUCGAUCCCCAGUCUUAUAAUCCCGGGAUCAAAUGUGAUUGUGCACUUCCGAAUUCUACUUAUUGCCACAUUACUCAAUUAUAUGUUUAUGCUUUGAAUGCUGUCGGCCCGAUCCCAGAAGGGCUCUGGACUCUGACUUACCUCACCAAUCUUGUUCUGGCCCAGAAUUAUUUGACAGGUCCCUUGUCACCUUCUAUUGGAAAUUUAACUCGGUUGCAGUGGAUGACUAUAAGUAUCAAUGCGUUAUCAGGGGAGAUUCCUAAAGAGCUAGGACGGCUUUCUGACCUUAGAUUGUUGUCAUUUAGUGGAAACAAUUUCAAUGGUUCCCUUCCACCUGAACUUGGAAAUUUGCAAAAAUUAGAACAGAUUUACAUUGAUAGUUCUGGAGUUAGUGGCGAAAUACCUUCUACAUUUGCUAAUUUACGGAGCCUGGUCACUGUAUGGGCUUCCGAUAAUGAAUUUACCGGAAGAAUACCCAGCUUCAUAGGAAAUUGGUCACAGUUACAGACAUUAAGGUUUGAAGGGAACUCUUUUGAAGGUUCAAUUCCACCUUCGUUUUCUCAAUUGACCUCUUUGCAGCAGCUGAGGAUAACUGGUUUAAAUAAUGUCACUCUGGAUUUUAUUGCAAACUUGAAGUCCCUGACUAUUCUAGUUUUGAAGAAUAACAAAAUUACUGGCUCUAUUCCAGCUAGCAUUGGUGAAUUUCAAAAUUUGACCCUAUUGGAUCUGAGUUUCAACAAUUUGACUGGACGUAUUCCAGGAGAGUUGUUCAACUUGAGUCAAAUCUCAUUCUUGAUUCUUGGAAACAAUAGGUUAAAUGGCAUUCUUCCUAAUGUAAAGAGUGCAACCCUCCGGAAUAUCGAUUUGUCAUACAAUGAUCUAUCUGGGACACUUCCAUUUUGGGUCAAUGACUCAAGCUUACAACUAAACUUAGUUGUGAACAACUUCACUUUAGAAGGUUCAGAUUUCAGUGGUCUUCCGUCAGGAUUGGACUGUCUGCAAAGGGAUUUUCCGUGUAAUCGUGGAUCACCAAGAUAUAGUUCCUUUGCAAUCAACUGCGGAGGUCCUCAAAGAACAUCAUCUCGUCAAAUAGUUUAUGAGCAGGAAAAUGAACCUCUUGGACCGGCAACAUACUAUUUGAAUUCUGAAAGGAAAUGGGGUGUCAGCAAUGUUGGAGAAAGGACCAACCCAGCUUAUACCGCCACCACUUCACGCCAGUUCGCAAACACGUUAGAUACAGAACUGUUCCAAACAGCUCGAAUCUCUGCAGGAUCUCUAAGAUACUAUGGUUUAGGCCUAGAGAACGGUAACUACACCGUGAACCUCCAGUUUGCAGAACUACUAAUACAAGAUGGCCAAGUUUGGCAAAGCACUGGAAGGCGUGUCUUUGACAUUUAUCUGCAAGGAAACUUAGUGUUUCAAGAUUUUGACAUAAAACGGGCAGCAGGGGGUGCCUCGUUUAGUCCUGUUACAAGGACAGCAACGGUCCAGGUUUCAAAUAACUACCUUGAGAUACACUUGUUCUGGUCUGGAAAAGGGACUUGUUGUAUACCUGAUCAAGGAAGUUUUGGACCACUUAUCUCAGCAAUCAGUGCCACCCCAAAUUUUAUCCCAAAUGUGAGCAACAAUCCACCUUCCGCAAAAAAGAAGAACAGGGCCGGUUUGAUUGUAGGCAUUUUGGUUCCAGUUGCGGUUGUGUGCUUUCUGUCAUUAUUAGCUUUAUAUAUUGUUCGCCAGCGAAGGAAAAAGCAAAAUGACUCUGACAAUUAUGAAGAGUUUUCGGGUAUUGAUGCUAAACCAUAUACCUUUAGUUAUGGAGAACUCAGAGAUGCAACAGGUGAUUUUAGUCCUGAAAAUAAGCUUGGUGAGGGAGGUUUUGGACCUGUUUAUAAGGGAACACUAGAUGAUGGGAGACUAAUAGCUGUUAAGCAGCUCUCCGUUGCUUCCCACCAAGGAAAAAGUCAGUUUGUUGCUGAAAUUGCAACUAUAUCUGCUGUCCAACACGGCAACCUUGUGAAGUUGUACGGAUGCUGCAUUGAUGGAGUGAAACGGCUUCUUGUGUAUGAGUAUCUCGAGAACAAGAGUCUUGAUCAAGCGUUAUUUGGAAACAAUAGUUUGUCUCUUAGUUGGUCCAUCCGUUUUAAAAUAUGCCUCGGGGUAGCACGCGGUCUUGCAUAUCUGCAUGAGGAAUCUCGAAUUAGGGUUGUACACCGAGAUGUUAAAGCUAGCAACAUUCUACUUGAUUCUGAUCUGAUCCCGAAGAUCUCAGAUUUUGGUUUGGCCAAACUAUAUGAUGACAAGCAAACACAUAUGAGUACACGCGUUGCUGGCACAAUUGGGUAUCUCGCACCAGAGUAUGCAAUGCGUGGACAACUUACAGAAAAGGCUGAUGUGUUUGGCUUUGGAGUUGUAGCUUUGGCGAUUAUCAGUGGAAGGCCUAAUUCUGAUUCAACUUUAGAAGAUGAGAAAAUAUACCUUCUGGAGUGGGCAUUGAACUUGCAUGCAGCUGAUACCGAACUUGAGUUGGUGGACGAAAGAUUGUCUGAAUAUGAUGAAAAUGAAGUAAGAAGGUUGAUGCGAGUAGCCCUUUUAUGCACGCAAACCUCACCAUCGCAACGACCCUCAAUGUCACGAGUAGUUGCAAUGCUUUCAGGAGACAUAGAAGCUAGUGGUACCAUCACUCGGCCUGGGUACCUCACUGGUUUUGAGUUUAAUGAUGCCACUACCUUUGGAGGUGGUCUACCAACCGAGUUGGCUGCAAGUACAAGUCUCUCCACUGCUUCGCCCAUCUCACCUUAUAAUGAUUCCAAACCGAUGCUUCAUGAUCUUAUCGGAGAUGGUAGGUGAUCAUAGAUUGAUGUGAUUGCACGAUCUUGUCCCUUUGUAUAUCAUUUCCGAAUCUUAUAUUGUACAAUUACAUGACAAGAGAUUCAACUUGAUUGAGAAUUUUUGAUUAAUUGUAAUUUGUUAAUUUACUUAGAAGAUUUAAAAAUUAUAUAUGUAUAUGUCAUUUAUACAAUAUAAAGAUUACGUA